GCGUCGCUCCCUGCCGCUGAGUGGCCGCUUCCCUCCGGUGGGUUUUCCGCGGGGCGCCGGGGAGGCGGGGCCCGGGGGCCAAGAUGGAGUUGGUGCAGGUCCUGAGGCGCGGGCUGCAGCAGGUCAGCGGCCACGGCGGCCUCCGCGGCUACCUACGGGUUCUCUUCAGGGCAAACGAUGUGAGAGUUGGAACCUUAGUAGGGGAGGACAAAUACGGAAACAAAUACUAUGAAGACAACAAGCAGUUUUUUGGCCGUCACCGGUGGGUUAUAUAUACUACUGAGAUGAAUGGCAGAGACACCUUCUGGGAUGUAGAUGGAAGCAUGGUGCCCCCGGAAUGGCAUCGUUGGCUUCACUGUAUGACUGAUGAUCCUCCAACAACAAAACCACCUACUGCUCGUAAAUACAUUUGGACAAACCAUAAAUUCAACGUGAGUGGCACUCCACAGCAGUACGUACCCUAUUCCACCACUAGAAAGAAGAUUCAGGAGUGGGUCCCACCUUCAACACCUUACAAGUAAAGAGAAUGAAAAACAAUUUAAAGAUGUAAAAUAAGAGGCUUUUCCUAUAAUUGCGCCUUCAUUACUUACUGUUACCUUGAUUAAAAUUAUUUGAUUAA
This is a messenger RNA of Phacochoerus africanus (Common warthog), 619 nucleotides long. RefSeq names its product NADH:ubiquinone oxidoreductase subunit A12 (gene NDUFA12). Gene Ontology annotation, biological process: response to oxidative stress; mitochondrial respiratory chain complex I assembly. Bases 84 to 521 code for a protein of 145 amino acids. The record is from RefSeq and is a predicted model, not a curated record. The transcript has 4 exons. NCBI's taxonomy places the organism in Eukaryota, Metazoa, Chordata, Mammalia, Artiodactyla, Suidae. Gene Ontology annotation, cellular component: membrane.